CCGCCCCCCCGUGGCCGGCUAGCUCCACUCCCACUUCCUGAGCCUGGCGCUGGAGCCCUGGAGGCGAGGCCAGGCCAGGCCUGGCGGCUCCGGCCCCCGGGGGCGCAUCGGCCUGAGUCCUGUCCUAGUCCCUGGGCCUGGAGGCUGCUGCCACCACUGCCCGGGACGUCCAGGCCUCCCACCUUACUCCCAGGCCCCCACCCAUCUGGUCGACGGGCUGACUGGCCGCCAUGCGCCUGCCGUGGGCCGCCUCCCUCUUCAGCCUGGCCUGGGGGCCACUCAUACUAGGCCUCUGCAGUCUCCUGGCAGCAUUCCAGCCCCAACUGGUUCCCCCAUACCACACGGAUAACCAAACGUGCCGGGACCAGGAAAAGGAGUACUACGAACCCAAGCAUCAGGCCUGCUGCUCCCGCUGCCCCCCAGGCACGCGUGUCUCAGCUGAAUGCAGCCUCAGCCAGGACACAGUUUGUGCCACGUGCUCUGAAAAUUCCUACAAUGAGCACUGGAACCAUCUCACACAUUGCCAGCUCUGCCGACCCUGUGACCACAUACUGGGCUUCGAGGAGACUGCACCUUGCACUAGCAAACAGAAAACCCAGUGCCGCUGCCAGCCAGGAAUGUUCUGCACCCUUAGGGACCAUGAGUGUCUACACUGCGAGCCACUCUCUGACUGCCCACCAGGCACUGAAGCUGAGCUCAAAGGUCAGAGGUCACUAAGGGCAGAAGGUGAAGUUGGGAAGGUUAAUAGCAACUGUGUGCCCUGCAAGGCAGGACACUUUCAAAACACUUCCUCCCCCAGUGCCCGAUGCCAGCCCCAUACCAGGUGUGAGGACCAGGGCCUGGUAGAGGCAAAGCCAGGCACCACCGAGUCCGACACCACCUGCAGAAGUCCACCAGAGCCCCCUGAGAUGGCAGGAACUAUGCUGGUGCUGGCCAUCAUGUUGCCACUGGUCUCCCUGCUGCUCCUCAUCACCGUCCUCGCCUGCACUUGGAAGAGCCACCCCUCUCUCUGCAGAAAGCUGGGAUCCCUGCUCAAGAGGCGUCCAGAGAGAGAGGAAUCAAAUACUGCUGAUGGAAGCUGGGAGCCUCCAAGCAUCAACCCACAUUUUCCUGACCUGGUAAAGCCACUUCUGCCCAUCCCUGGAGACCUGACCGCUGCCUCAGCCUGGCCCCCAACGACCUCAGUUUUGGAGGAAGAGAUGCUACAACAGCAGAGUCCUCUGAGCCAGGCCAGGGAGCUGGAGGCUGAGCUCCCAGAGCAAGGCCAGGUGGCCCAUGGUACCAAUGGCAUUCAUGUCACCGGCGGGUCUGUGACUGUCACUGGCAACAUCUAUAUCUACAAUGGGCCAGUACUGGGGGGAGCACGGGGCCCUGGAGACCCCCCAGUGCCCCCAGAGCCUCCGUACCCCAUUCCUGAAGAGGGUGCCCCUGGUCCUCCUGGGCUCUCUACACCCUACCAGGAAGAUGGCAAAGCUUGGCACCUGGCUGAGACAGAGACACUGGGCUGCCAUGCCCUCUAACAGGGCCAAGGACCCAAUUUGUCACCCAAGCCUAAUGGAGUCUGGGAAAAUCAGAAAGGAGGCACAAGCGCACCUUCUCCCCGAGGCUGCCCUACCCACACAGGAUUGACAGAGGGCCUGGGUAGGGCCCGGAGAGGCUCUGAGCAGCCAGGCCUCAGACACGUCUCCGAGAGCAGGGCCAGGCACUGGCUGGGUACAGUGCCCACCGCAGGACUCUCACCACUGCCUGAGCAGGCCUGAGACUUCAUUGCAGACCCCUUUGCCCGCUGGGGCUGCACCAACUCAGCUUCAGGCACAGACAGAACAUACGAUGUCUGUUGCUGCCCACCAUUGCACUCUACACCCAAAGCAUGGCACAGAAAGGAACCAGCCACAUGGGCACAUCACUGGGACCUCUAACGGAUUCGUGGUGCUCAUCCCAAAGCUUCAGGGACCCUCUGAGGACCAACACUUCACGUGGACUGAGGGAGACUCUAUAUGAAGAUAGAGUUACAUGGAAGACCACCCCUGCCCUCCCCUCCUAGAGAGGAAAGGGAGUCAUUAAAAACUGGGGGUUUGGGUAGUUACUAGGUAUAAAGGAGAGUUUCAGAGGUGGGGGAAAUGGCAAGUGUAUUUAUAAAUCGUAACCAUAUACAAAUAAAGUGGAAAUUGAGAACUA
Messenger RNA from Hipposideros armiger (great roundleaf bat), 2178 nucleotides. RefSeq names its product lymphotoxin beta receptor (gene LTBR). NCBI's taxonomy places the organism in Eukaryota, Metazoa, Chordata, Mammalia, Chiroptera, Hipposideridae. The transcript has 10 exons. The coding region runs from base 231 to 1520 and encodes 429 amino acids. Gene Ontology annotation, molecular function: ubiquitin protein ligase binding. The record is from RefSeq and is a predicted model, not a curated record. Gene Ontology annotation, biological process: immune response; hematopoietic or lymphoid organ development; positive regulation of canonical NF-kappaB signal transduction.